CCGGAAGGCUGCAAGUGGGAAAAGCGCCGGCUCGGAGCUCCAGUCGCUCGAGCCCCUCCAAAGCUUCCUGGAUCUCAUGCCACCCCUUCCAGGAAGGAUCCCCACAAGCCUUCGGGGCACGCCUUUUGAUUGGUGGAGUGUCUUCCAUCCACUAGGCUCUACCCCAUGCCCUGCCGAGAUAUGCCCCCCUCAAUCCAGCCUCCCCUUCCUUAGUGGAAUCCCUCCCCUGUCUGCCUCCCUUCUUUUUCUCCACGGAUCAUCUUCGCCCCCCGCAGUCUCCUUCCACCACUGCCCGGGCCUUCGGCUCUGGAGUAAAGCAGCCCCUCCCCCCCCCUCUCCCACAGCAGCCCCUGGGCUCAAGAAGCCAUGGCUUCACGGGCCGCCGGAGGAUUGCGAGGUCGACAGCCAGAGACCGUGGUGCCCGGGGAGGCGAUUGAGACAGACUCAGCGUCGUCAUCUGAAGAAGAGGAGCUAUACCUGGGCUCUGCCCCGCUGUGCCGGGGCCGCCCCACCGGGCUGCGCGUAGCCGGGGAGGCAGCCGAGACUGACUCUGAAGAGGAGCCGGCAACCCUGGUGGCCCACGCGGAUCUGCCCCCGCUCGUGGUUGUUCGGGAACCAGAGUGGGCAGAAGAGGAGGCCCCCGCAGCCCCGGCGCUCCCUGCCUCAGCCUGGGCCUCCCUGCUCCAGCACCGGCUGGCUGAGAGCCAGGCCCGCCUGGGCCAUGACGUGAGCGCUGCCGUGCGUAGUGUGUACAGACGAGCUGGCCGAGAUGUAGCGGGCUUAGCAGCCCGCCUGGCCGCCGCGCAGGCUGUGGGCUUGGCAGCGGCCCACAGCAUCCGUCUAGCUCGCAGCGAUCUCUGCGCCCUGGCAGAGCGUCUGGACAUUGUAGCCAGCUGCCGCCUGCUGCCUGACAUCCAAGCUCCUGCUGAGCCGGGACCCAGCCCCCGGGCUUAGUGGAGUCCUGGCCCUCCUCCCCUGUGCCCUACCUCCUCUGGUUCCCAAGGUCUAGUGCCCCUGGGAUCGCUUCCGGGGGAGGCUCAGUGCAGGCUGCCCCAGCGCUCCUUGAUCCCAGGUUCAGGGGCCCCCACCGGGUUGGGGGCAGGAAAAGGCUGCCUCACUCUCUGUACCCUCACCAGGUUUCAAUAAAGUGUGUUUGGAAA
Messenger RNA from Dromiciops gliroides (monito del monte), 1160 nucleotides. RefSeq names its product biogenesis of lysosomal organelles complex 1 subunit 3 (gene BLOC1S3). NCBI's taxonomy places the organism in Eukaryota, Metazoa, Chordata, Mammalia, Microbiotheria, Microbiotheriidae. The record is from RefSeq and is a predicted model, not a curated record. The coding region runs from base 367 to 954 and encodes 195 amino acids. The transcript is spliced from 2 exons. Gene Ontology annotation, cellular component: BLOC-1 complex.